CAUUCUACUUUCUUUAGUCGUCCUCUCUCUCUCUCUCUCUCUCUCUCUAAAGAUUUUGCACAAUUUCAUCACCGUGGAUUUAGCAGUUGCUUAAUAUAUACUGUGAAUAUGCACGCCCUGUUGACAGUUUUAAUUUGUUGAUUGUUAUUUCUUCCAUCAUAGAUAGAUGUACAGAGAGACUGAGGAGAAUGAGGGACUCUGCAGACACUUCUUCGUUCUCUCUCUCCAGCCUCCUCUGCCAUGAAGAUCAAACUUGCUUGAAUCAAUUGGAAGUUGAAUCAAACACUUGCAUAGAUUCAGACCCAUGUUUUGUUUCUGUGGAUGAAGAUGAGUAUGUUGAGAACUUGGUCCGCAGAGAAGCUCGUUGCUUUGGAUCCAAAGGCUUUGUACCCUUUACUGAUUGCUCUGCCUCUGACAUAUGCUGGUUGAAAACUGCUCGCUUGGAUUCGAUUGAAUGGAUUUUCAAUACAGGAGGAAAUUUUGGGUUCCAAUUUCAAACAGUUUAUUUGUCUGUCACUUACUUUGAUGGGUUUCUUUCAAAGCGAUCCAUUGAUGAUGGGAAAUUGUGGGCUAUUCGACUAUUAUCAGUGGCAUGUUUAUCCUUGGCAGCUAAGAUGGAAGAAUGUAAAGUGCCAGCUUUAUCAGAGUUCCAAGUCCAAGAUUAUAACUUUGAAAGCAAGGUGAUUCGGAGAAUGGAGCUAUUGGUCUUGAACACAUUGGAAUGGAAAUUGGGUUCAAUCACUCCUUUUGCUUAUCUGCAUUACUUCAUCAAUAAAUUCUGUGCUGAAUCUAGACCCAAAGGACUAUUCUCUGAUGCUAUAAGACUCAUUGUGGCAAUGGCAAAAGAGAUUGAUUUAAUGGAUACUCGGCCGUCUAUCAUCGCAGCAGCCGCAGUUUUAGCAGCAUCUGAUGGUCGGUUAACUAGAAAAAUGCUGGAGCUUAAGAUGAGUGUGGUCUCAUUCUUGCAGUCCCAAGAAAAUUAUGAACAUAUAUUUUCCUAUUAUAAUCAUAUGCAGGAAAUGGUGGAAAGAAAAGAUAAGACACCACCCAAGUUUUCAAUUUCCCCUAGUGUGUUAGCAAUCCAUCCAAGCUCAAUGGAUGUGCUUGAAAAUUCAGUUGGGACUAAGAGAAGGCUUACCUUCAGCGACUCUGAUCACAGUUGUCCAACAAAGAAAAAUCACAGGCCAUAGUUAGCAGAUUCUCUUCAGCAAAGGGUUGAUUUGGGGCAAUUUUUUUAUUGGAUUAUAGAGAUUUUACAACUGAAAAAAUGAUUCUUCGUAUUAGAUGGGGUUUAUAGGUCUAA
This is a messenger RNA of Prunus mume (Japanese apricot), 1303 nucleotides long. RefSeq names its product cyclin d5;1 (gene CYCD5;1). NCBI's taxonomy places the organism in Eukaryota, Viridiplantae, Streptophyta, Magnoliopsida, Rosales, Rosaceae. The record is from RefSeq and is a predicted model, not a curated record.